This is a messenger RNA of Mytilus trossulus (common blue mussel), 2411 nucleotides long. RefSeq lists its product as uncharacterized. NCBI's taxonomy places the organism in Eukaryota, Metazoa, Mollusca, Bivalvia, Mytilida, Mytilidae. The transcript is spliced from 4 exons. Bases 378 to 2411 code for a protein of 677 amino acids. The record is from RefSeq and is a predicted model, not a curated record.
GGGAAAAAUUUUAAACACAAUAUUAUUUUUUUAAAGUCAAAAUUGAGAAAUUCAAGGGUUUUAGAUAGAUUUAAUUAUCAAAAUAUUUUUCCUAUCUUAAUCCAAUAUUCAUAUACUAUAGUUUUUAUCAGGAAAUUACAGUUUUAAUUUCAAAUAUUUAUUUGGUAGAUAUAUUUGAUUUAAUUAUAAUCUCAAACUUAUUCUUUAAUUUCUGUCUGUACAAAAAAUAAGAAUAAACCUUCAUGGUGCCCCAGUAAAAGAUUGAUUUACCUCCCCUGAUUGUACUCUUUAAUGUUUACAUUGGAGACAAAAUAGAACCACAUCUUCUGCUGUAUUAUUUCAUGGACAAUCUGUAAAUAUGUAAUUAAUGCAUAACUAUGCAGUGUGAGAAAAAGAAUGAAAUGAAAUGUACAUUUGCUUAUAAAUCUGAAUGUGGUCAAUCAUUACAUUAUGCUUCAAAUGUCCCGUGUAUCCAUAUAAUCAAAUGUGACAAACCCACAAGUACCCAUUUACGUAGUCUUGGGUGUAACUCCACGGACUAUGAACUACCAGAAGGGCUUUUAAUAUUGUACAGAAGUGGGAUAUUUUCAAUAGACUGUUCUUCAUGUGACAUUUACAUAUGCCCGAAACACAGGGAUGAUUUUGGAAUAUAUUGGAGGCGUCAAACGAGAAAGUGCCAGUCACCUACACAUCCAGACCAGAGUGUUGCAAAACCAAGCAGGGGCAUACCAGCAUCAGUAUGCAAAGAGCUGUGGAUGACAAAGAGAAUAUCUCUGCCAGUUGGUUCAGGAAUAUGUUACUCGUGCAUCAGAAAGUAUCCUGUAUCUCAAGACAGCAAGCAGGCUUUGAUAACUGAUAUUGGUAUGUACAAACUUGUAGAUGAAGUAAAAAUAAAUGUGCCUAGAAAAUUUAACGACAGUUCAAAAAGACUAUUCACAACAGAAACAGGAAUUUCGAAUGCAGAAGAAUCUGAUAAUUUAGCUUUCACCAAUUCAGAAUGUGACUUUCUACUAUCAUCACAAUCCACUCAGACAUUUUCCCAGACCACAACAUCUGAUUGGGAAGAAGAAAACAUGGCUCCAAGAGAGAUUUUCAAUGCUGCAAUGAAAAUGCUUUCCAGAAAUUUUCCUGCCCUAAAUUCACAGCUACAGUUGCCAUGGACUAGCCUCUCAAAAAGUUCAUCCUCAUAUUAUACCAAAAUAAUUACAGAAGCUAUCCAGUUGAUUGCACAGUAUGUUGCACCAGGUCAAGAAAAUAAUCUUUUGACAGAUGUGUGCAAGAAGUGGAUAUCAUUAAAAGAAGACAAACCUGACACAAUGACUGAGGCACUGAUUGCAUCCUAUCAACAGCAGAACAACAGAUUAAGUCAGAUGCAAAUUUUAUCCCUAUUUGCAAAUAAGCAUACAAAGGAAAGAUUAAUGGAACUGGUACCAGGACUUAGUGUUUUUAAAAUUGAUGCUGCCCGAAGACAUGCAACACUAACAUUUCCAGGACAAUUAAUAAAUCCACCAAAGGUCUACCGUUCCAGAUUGAGCAUGCCAAGAGUAAUGCAUUUCAUUGAAUUUAUUUCUUGCCCCACUUACCAUCAGGCUGUUGGUUAUGGAUCCAAGACCUUAAAAUUGUCAUCUGGAUUAGAGAUAACUAUACCUAAGGUUGUAAGAAAUGUAAUUGCAUCUAGACUUGUGAGUGCAUACAGCCAAUACUGCAAUGAUGAGGGUUAUGAGUGCCUAGGCAGAUCCACACUGUUUAACAUUGUUAAGGCUUGUGCAGCAUCACAAAAGAAAAACAUGCAUGGACUUGACAAUAUCACUUCUGAAGGUAUGCGUGCAAUUGAUAUUCUACUUAAAAUUGUGUCCAAAUUGGAAAUGUUUGGUUUAUCUUCUGAAUGUGUAGUCAAGCUUAAAUCAUUACUUGAUCAUGUGAAUCAACACCUGAAGUUUGAGAUGAAGGGACAUGUGGAAAACAAAUCAAAAUGUGCAGAACACUGUUCUACAUACAGCCUUAGUGAUCCAACAUCAAAAUGUUUCAGCGACAAAUGUGAGCAUGACCAUGAUCAAUCCUGUGAUGACUGCUCAACAACAGGGGUACUGGAUACAGUUAUGUUGGAUGCAGUAUCAUCUGUCAGAAACGCGAUUCCUGCUGACAUCCAAGAGGAGAUAACCCAUGACUUGCAGAUAUCCACUUUAAACUUAUCAACUUGGAAAGCUCAUUGUAUUAGAACAGUACACCAAGAACAAGCACGUAGAGAUGUACUAUUACAAUUAAAAUCUCAUCAAUGUUUAAUUGUAAUGGACUGGGCAAUGAAGUUCCUACCUAUCAAACACAGAGAAACACAAGCUGAUUUCUAUGGGAAAAAAGGCAUUGUCCAUACCCACCGAUAUAUUUUAAAAGAAAUAUUUAAUUUAAUGUAG